Geodia barretti is the source of this 978-nucleotide messenger RNA. Lineage: Eukaryota; Metazoa; Porifera; Demospongiae; Tetractinellida; Geodiidae. The record is from the annotation of a GenBank genome assembly.
AUGACUGCAGAAUCCCCUAAUACAGAGAACCUGCGCACGGCGUUGUUUGACACCCACGUAGCCUUGGGGGCCCGUAUGGUGCCGUUCGGCGGAUGGGAUAUGCCCGUGCAGUAUGGGGGCAUCAUCAACGAGGUUGCUGCCGUUCGCAAUGGCGCCGGAUUGUUCGAUGUCUCUCACAUGGGUCGCUUACACCUGGAUGGCCCCAACGCCGCUGCUCUGUUGGACAUUCUUCUGACGGGAUCAGCGUCGGGUCUCAGGGUUGGCCGGGCGCGGUACUGUUUCAUCUGCAAAGAAGACGGCGGCGUAAUUGACGACACCAUCUUCUACCGGUUGUCCGAGGACGAAUUUUUGCUCAUCCCCAAUGCCGGCAAUCGGCCGGGGGUUUCACUGUGGUUCGAUAGGCAGCUUGCCCAGCAUUUCGACGGCAGGGGAGUGCAGAUUACGGACCGGACCAUUGCCACGGGGCUGAUAGCCUUACAGGGCCCAUCAGCUGCCGAGAUAAUCGACCGUAUCUGCGAAGAUUUUUCGCCGGGCACCCGUGUGGCGCACAACCCGGGCCGAUCGCCGGUCCCGUCAACGCUGCGACCGUUUUCCUGGGGUCGCGGCCACAUCGACGGCCGCAGGGUGUUCGUUGGCCGCACCGGAUACACCGGAGAGGACGGCUUCGAGAUUGCUUUGGGUUCAGGCGACGCCCCCGUUAUUUGGGAACAACUUUGCGCCGCCGGGGCAGUGGCCUGUGGCCUGGGAGCCCGCGACGUAUUGAGAUUGGAGGCGGGGUUGCCAUUGCACGGUCACGAAUUGGCGGACGACAUUUCCCCGAUCGAAGCCGGAAUGGGCCGUUUUGUACGGCGCGAUGGCGGAUUCAACGGGGCCGAUGUCCUCGACCACCAAAGGGUGUACGGCACGCCGCGUCAGCUGGUCGGCCUGACUUUGCCCGGUCGCAGCGCUCCUCGCGCCGGGUACGAGGUAUUUCGCUAA